This is a messenger RNA of Daphnia carinata, 983 nucleotides long. RefSeq names its product superkiller complex protein 8-like. The transcript has 8 exons. Lineage: Eukaryota; Metazoa; Arthropoda; Branchiopoda; Diplostraca; Daphniidae. Gene Ontology annotation, cellular component: Cdc73/Paf1 complex. The record is from RefSeq and is a predicted model, not a curated record. Bases 42 to 959 code for a protein of 305 amino acids. Gene Ontology annotation, molecular function: protein binding.
UUUUUCCCUGUAUCUUUCGUUGUCACAGUGCGACUAAUGAAAUGUAUUCGUUGGUCCACAAAAAAGAAGCAGCUCACGACGAAGGAAUAUGGAGCUGUUCAUGGACCAGUAAAGCUGAAGUAGGCCCAGAAGAAUCUGAUUAUGUAGUCACAGGUGGAAUUGAUGAUGCUGUAAAAGUUUGGGCUUGGAGAAAUGAUCAGCUAGAACUCCGUCACAGACUGGAGGGUCAUGCAUUAGGGGUAGUAUCUGUUGACACAAGCUUUGAUGGGAAAUUAAUAGCCACAAGUUCGUUAGAUUCAUUUGUUCGUAUAUGGGAACUGCAAAGUGGAGAAAAAAGGCAAACAAUAGAGGCUGGCCCAGUUGAUGUUUGGAGUGUAAUGUUCACCCCUGAUUCAAAGUACAUUAUCUCUGGUAGUCAUGCUGGAAAAAUCAAUUGGUUUAACGUAGAAACUGGCAAACUUCAUCAAUCGUAUGAUACGCGAGGAAAAUUUACUUUAAGUAUAGCGUGUAGCCCUGAUAUGAAGUUUGUUGCAAGUGGAGCAAUGGAUGGCAUAAUAAAUGUGUUUGAUAUUGCUACUGGGAAAUUAGUGCACACACUGGAAGGACAUGCACUUCCAGUGAGAUCCCUAUGCUUUUCUCAGAAUUCUCAGUUGUUAUUAACAGCUUCAGACGAUGGACAGAUCAAGAUUUAUGACGUGCAACAUGCACAACUAGCGGGAACAGUUUCCGGUCAUGGGUCAUGGGUACUCAGUGUUUCAGUCUCUUCUGAUAAUACACGCUUUGUUUCCGGAAGUUCCGAUCGCACAGUAAAAAUUUGGGAUAUGAAAGCGAAGCAAUGCCUUCAUACAUUUACUGACCAUACUGAUCAGGUAUGGAGUGUUUGCUUUAAUGGAGACGGGGAACACAUAGCAUCAGUUUCAGAUGACAGAUCGAUCAAUGUAUACAGCUGCCCAUUAUGAAAUACACGAUGUUUAUGCCUAGAA